Molecule: messenger RNA, 1503 nt
Organism: Aspergillus brunneoviolaceus CBS 621.78
Lineage: Eukaryota; Fungi; Ascomycota; Eurotiomycetes; Eurotiales; Aspergillaceae
Product: carbohydrate binding domain-containing protein
Exons: 2
Coding region: 197-1348 (383 amino acids)
Molecular function (GO): hydrolase activity, acting on glycosyl bonds
Source: RefSeq, a predicted model, not a curated record
UUUACGUAUUCGCUCUUUUCGACGGAGCCAGACCCUUGAGCAAAAAUUCCUUUAUAACCGAUGGAGAUCCACUCGCUAGCCUUCAAUUGACUUUCUCUCUCUGUCCAGUCCAUCCCCUCAUUCUCUAGUGUUCGGUGCAUUAUUGGCCUUCACAGACAGUCACUCUUUUCGUACUCUCUCUGCGAACUGAUCAGCCAUGCGGUCCUUCUCUCCUAUUUCUGCUGCAGUGCUUUUGGUGCAGCCAUUCCUUGCUGCGGCUGAGACCAGAGUGGUAACGGGGACUACCCAGUCAUGCACAUGGACUGACAACGCCUUGUCAAAUCCUUCAUUCGACUCCGGAGUUCUUACUCCCUGGGCUGUCUACAAUGGAUACGGUACUGCUUCGAUUGUCGCCGAUGCCUCCGGCGACGGAGGCUACGUCGCAGCAAUGGUUCCCAGUUCAUCCUCAUACGCCGUACUAUAUCAGACCUUGACCGACCUGGUCGCGGGCGAUACCUACUCGUUGUCUUUCGACUACAAGAUCCAGUCCGCGACAAGGGCAGGAACUUGCAAUUUCUACUUCGCCAUCGACGGCAUCACCGCAGCAAGCCGAAUCACGACGACGGUCAAUGGAUAUAUUCAAUACAGUACUACUGAGACCGAUUGGCAGACUCUAUCGACUACCUACGUACCCUCGAGCAGCAGCCUAGACAUGUACAUCCAGGUGAUCUGCAGCUCCGGAGUUCGCGGCAUUGCGGCUCAGCCGACCAUCUACGUCGACAACACGCAAUUCUCCAAUCCCAACAAAGAAAUCGAGAUCUGCACGGAUGUACCCUAUGCCUCCACCAUCACGCUUCUUCCCACUCCAACCGUGACUCCCACGUCGACGCCUGUCGUGACUCCUUCGCAGGCCGUGACUUCCAGCGCUAGUGUGAUUACGGCAGCAUCCUCCAGCGUCAUCGCAAGCGCGAUCUCCUCGCCCCAGCCGUCCGCUUCUUUGCAGGCAUCAUCCUCCAUAGUGGUGCCAUCAUCUAUCGUGUCGAUUCCCGCCGCAUCUACCCCCAUCAUUCCAUCGAGCCAAACCGUCUCUACAUCCCAGACGCCUCAAUUGUCCGCCCCGUCCAAUCCCCCAACGACUUCCCCCGCCGCACCUUCGUCCACAUUGAUCCACUCGAGUUCUGCUGCCGCGCCAUUCUCGUCUACUAUAUUGUCAGUGCCGGGGUCAAGUUCAAUCACUCGUUCUGUGACUCCCAGCCCCAGUGCCAUCGCAUCGCCUUCUAGUGUAUUUGAGGACGUCGUGACGAUCACAACUACCGUCUAUACCACGGAGCUGAUUGUCGAGACCAACUGUCCUGUCCUGGAGUACUGAGCCGGCAGUCCUUUGUCCAUACAUUCUGUUCAAAUGAGAUCUAAGAAUAUUUACUACCAGUCAUUGUUCCGAGAGCUUCUCAGUCUGAGUUCCUACGAUAUAUUGCCAUAGCCCGGACGAAAUCACUGUAUAAGAUCUCCGAGAUCCCAAGGUAG